This is a messenger RNA of Camponotus floridanus (Florida carpenter ant), 1981 nucleotides long. RefSeq lists its product as uncharacterized. The transcript has 7 exons. The coding region runs from base 301 to 1602 and encodes 433 amino acids. Gene Ontology annotation, biological process: septate junction assembly. Lineage: Eukaryota; Metazoa; Arthropoda; Insecta; Hymenoptera; Formicidae. The record is from RefSeq and is a predicted model, not a curated record.
UUGUCAGUCGUCGCUCGGGCGCGUCGUGAUGCGAAGCUUCGUUUUGCAAUUCCGUCGUGACUCCGUUACAGUGAUUACAAUUCUUUGACUCGGAGCCAAGGAUAUCCUCGGAACAAACGGUGAACGGAACAAAAGCUAAUGCGAAUAAUAGCGUUUUUCAAAAGUAAAUGAGGACCAUUUGUUAAUAGCUUGAGAAUUCACGUAAUGCUACGCCGAAAAGAGACGAGACUUUCGCAAACAACCGUUCGUCCUUCGUCCCUUUAGUCGUUCGUUUGGAAUCGCAUCUCUAGUGAUAGCAUCAUGUGGAACCGCAAGGUUUUUAUCAGAAUAGUCGAAGUGCUCUUAUGCAUCGCCUGCGUCGUGGCACUCAGGGUAACGGACGAUGAGAGUCGAAGGGUGUUUCACUACUUGAGGAGUCGUAGCAGGGAGUGGUCACUGUUGAACAACGUGACAUGGGGCAGCAUAGGCGCUGCUCUGGCAACGGCGACCUGCGGCGGAUACGUCAUUAUAACGACUGGUCUCCUGAUCGCCGCUGCUACCGGGGAACUUCGCGGUCGAAAGACGGAACUCUUCCUACUCGGACUGGGCGUGAUUCUCUUCGGGAUAGUCGGCGCCUUGUCAUUGGCGUCCAUCGACAGCGUCCCCGAGGACCUGAUCGACAAUGCUGCAGUCUUGGGAGCGCUGUGCCUGGUCACAGCGUUGGUGUUCAUCGGGGAUUUACUCAUGAGCCCGCCUCGCAAGAAGGAUAAGCAGGACGAGGCGCGAAUCCUGGAAAAAGAUUUAGGUAAGCGGCAGGUAACGCCAAUGGUGACGAGUGAGGAUGCAAAGUCAAAGCCCAAGCCGACCGUCGUGAAAAUUCCCGAGGACGAGGACGGUCGCGCCAACGACGCCUUCCAGAAGACGGAUGACAGUCACGUCGAAGCCGCAAGACCCCAGCGGGAAUCGUCGGUGGCUCGUCCUCAGGAGGACUCUCGGGACGAUCGAGAGGUUCGCGGCGAUCAGGAACAACCGAGGGAACGAGCGCAGAAUUUCGAAAACGGUCGAGUUCUACGCGACUCGCAGAGAUAUCGCGAGAGCGAGCCUGAUCGCAGGAACGACGAGUCCAGGAUAACGUACAAGAGCCGGGACAUCUAUCAGCGACCGAUCGACGAGAUCGACACGCCGCGAUUUCCCACAGAGUACGAGAAGGGAGAUGCGCUGUUCGCGAAGCUCGUCCAUCCGAGCGUGAAGAUCAUGAGGGUCGAGAGAGACGUCGAGGAGAUGCUCGACAAUUACAGAUAUUCGGACAACAGUCAGUACGACAACGUGCCCGUCAGAAUGCGCGGUCCGUCAUCCGGGAUCUUGAAGGCUCAUCAUCGCGACGUGUCCUCCUUCAACGUGCCGCCUCCGCCGAAGGAAUAUCGUUCCGGGGGCCGGGAAAGGUCCAAGGACGAGAUCGAGAUGCUGGAGGAAUACUUUGGCGUGCUGAGAACCACCGGGACGCAAACUCCGAGGACGCCGUCGUCGCCGACCGAGCCAGGAUAUGUUCGACACACUGCAAGUAACUGGCCGCAGGACGUUAAAUCGAACACUCCAAGACCUGGCUCCGAUCACAGAAUUUAAUCCUUUCAUGACUGUCCUUGAUCCAUUUUUCUAAUCACAUGAUCGCUAGUUUAUACGAUAUAAGAACGUGAGUUUUUUUUUCUUAUGUAAAAUAAUCGAUUUUAAUCGACUCUCUUCGAGUUCAUUAAGUUUUCAUAAGCGCUUAUAUAAUUUUAUUCUCAUCUCUACUUUUACAAUAGAGUCAUUAAACGUUUUCACGAAUAAUUUAGCCGUGAAAGGAUUAAAAAGCAAUUAAUAUAUAAUAUAAUUGUCUCUCUCUCGUAUAUCUUGUAAGAUUUAGACUUAAUUGCCGUGUACCAGAUACACGAGAUGCCACAAGAAAUAGCAUUUAUACUUAGCAUUUACAACAGUGAAAUAAAUGGAAGGAAUAUCUAUUACA